UUAAUUAUAUUUUUUAUUAACAUCUUGAACGCCAAAUUUGGGAUGGCAAAGGAUUUCUUGCGCUGAGAGGGGCAGCUUGGAAUUUCUUCGUUGCGAAGGGCUUCUUGACCUCGCGAUGGACGCGAAUUUUCUCAGAUGUGUACAAACGAGCGGUGUCUACAUCGGCGUCAUUAGCAAAUAGAGAUCGACGCGUAAGACAUUUGCAGUCGAGACGUUUCUCGCGUCAUAAAUAAUAUUUAUAGAUAUGCUAUAACGUAAGAAGAUCAAGAUAAAUCGAACACAUUAUAGAGCCGUUCUCGCCUCCGAUCGGUCGACAAUCGCCGUUUAUUUUUUAUUGUUGCGCGACAGCGUCUUGUCAAUACGUCAAACCUUUAUUUGCUUAAAACCGACAUAUGCGACGUAUCAUUCGUCUCAGUUUGAAAUAGGCACGUUAAUUUUGCCGCAAUAAUUUUAAUUAAUCAAGAUUUAGUUAAAUUUUAAUUCAACAUCAUUAAAUAAAUGCAAACAUAAAAUAAGCAGCUUUGGAUUACGCAGAGAGUCACAAUGUUAUAACUUAACAUAAUUUUGGCUAAGAAAAAAACUGACUUUGAAUCUCAGAAGCGCGGCACAGGCUCUCUCAUAUGACUUCAUAUGAUUUGCCGCUAAUUCUGAAGUACUUUGUACUGUUCCAUGAGCUUAUGCGACACGCUUAUGCAAAUUCGUGUGCGCGAUGCACUUAAACCGACACGAGUCACGAGAUGCCGAGGAAGUGUAAACUUCAGAGAGACACGCGUGGCGUUGUUUCACGCCGUAAAUCAUCCUUACGAGUGUAAAAAUCGAUCGCUAUUACGAUCAGCGAUCGACAGGUCGGCAGGAUAUAUGAUGUUCGACGCGAUACCAACUAAACGCAUUGUGCAACCGGCACUGCCGAAGGAAGGAAGGGUUUCAGUAGCUCGACAUCGAAGAAUUUUCCGAGUGGCUUCGACGGAACCGCGUCCUUAUCGUCGGACAGAUGAGUUGCAGCCGCAAUGACGACGUAGCGAUGUAAAUCGACAGGAAGACUUCUGACAGAUCGAAAGAUAUCGGGCCACACAGUGAUAACGUCGGCUGUAUAAGAGCCCGUCGUAAUCAAUAUAACGACAAUCGGAGUUCAAGGAACCAUAAAAAGGAGCCGUUCUUCGCGGCAGAGCUUUAGUGUGCUCGUGGCGAGCGACUCGCUCGAGCGGUUGUUAAUUUCACCUUUUGGACAAACCGAUGUCAAGAAUACGCGUUCGCGGCGUGCGCGCCGCUUCGACAAAGGUGUCAUGAUUACGUGAUUGGCGGGAAAUCAUCGUUCCAAUCAUUUUCACCGCCGGAUCAUCCCGCCAGACGUCAUCGUUUCGCACCGAUAACAUCCGAGAAUGUCCAAGAAGCAAUGGCUAGUUUUGCUGAUGUUGUUCUUGAUGUACUUAUUGUUGGGCGCUUUUAUCUUCUAUCAAAUCGAGAGAGAUAUCGAACACGAGAAGCUCGAGACGGCUAGGAAAGAACGCAAAGAGAUCAACGAUUUACUCGAGAAGCACUAUGUGCCCAGUGACAACUACACUGAGAUCCUGAAUAAGCUCAGCGAAUACUGCGGUAAGUCGGUCCACAAACCGGGGAACGAAACCGAGCACAACCAAUGGACCUUCUACAACAGCUUUUACUUCGCCUAUACGGUCGUCAGCACUAUCGGAUACGGCAAUCUGGCGCCGACAAACACGCUUAGUCGCAUCUUAAUGAUCUUCUAUGGUCUAGUGGGCAUCCCGAUGAAUGGGAUUUUGCUGACACAACUCGGUGAGUUCUUCAGUCAUGCGUUCAUCAAGGCCCAUCAGAAAUAUAAGUCCUAUAAGCACGGUCAAUCGUCGUCCGAUUAUUGCGACAAGAAGCCCUCGCCGUUCGAGACGUGCAAGGUCUGGCUGCGUCUGGCUGCGCAGAUCUUCAUGUACCUGACGCCCGGCUUCGUCAUGUUCAUCUUCUUCCCUGCGUUCCUGUUCAUGCAUUACGAGGGCUGGACUUACGACGAGUCAGUCUAUUACGCUUUCGUCACGCUCACGACCAUCGGUUUUGGUGAUCUCGUGGCGGGUCAGGAUUCGAACGGGAACGGCCCGUUUUUCAUCAUGUAUCAGAUAUUCCUGAUCUUUUGGAUCUCCUUCGGACUGGGCUACAUCGUCAUGAUAAUGACGUUCAUUGCUCGUGGUAUGCGCAGCAAAAAGAUCAUAAGGCUCGAACACAAACUGGCGAUGAAUCUCAAACACACGCAGAGCAAGAUUUGGAACGAGUUCAACAAAGAGGUCGACUACCUGCGUCGCGUUUUCAACGAGUUGCAGCUCUCUAAAGUUAAAAGAGUAUACGUUGACGAGUACGAUUAUGAUGUACCGCCGGCGAAACUGCCGCGCAGCAACAGUUUCCCGGACCUCCGAGAUUUGGCGAUCGGUGGAUUUGUGGACGAUUUCACGCCGCAUCCGCGACGACGAGCUAACAGUGAAGUGGUGCCGAUGUUUGAACUGACACGUGUGGUGUCCGAGACGGAUCUUCAAAGGAUAGACAAAAAUGCAACGUUCGCUGCGCACGCCAUGGUGCAACCGGCGGAGCUCCUGGCACGCUUGGUGAAUAUUCUCGGUUACAUCCCACCGCGGGAUGACUGGGACCAGAACGAGGAUCAGUCGAAGCAAGCUGACAUUCAAAGCGACACGCAGAGCAAAUCGAUAGACUCGGGCCUGAACAAUAGCGAGUCCAAUUGGAAAAUCGGCAGUGAGAGGUUCCUGUUCGCCAAGCCUCGAUCCAGGGCAGCCAGCGAGACGGGUUACACGACGAGGAACAACUCCGUCAAUCAGAACACCGAAUGGACGUGGUCCGGCCCGGUGACUUCGCACACCAAGGAGAUGAUGACGAACGACACGGUUUCGUCCUCGAAGGAGAACAGCGGUAAGCCGUACAGGAAGUUCCCGUCGCUCGCUCUGCCGAUCACCGCGCCCAAGAACUUCUUCCCCAAAUGGCGAAAGCAGUUCACGAGCAAGAGGACGUCGGACGUCGGUUCCGAGAAAACGGUCGAGAUGACGAACGGCAGCGAGAGAAGCUAUCAGCGGGCCAAUUCGAUCAGUCCGAUCGAUCCACCGCCCGCGUACCUGGACGAAACGAAGGACGACUCGAGGGCGUACUACACGCACACAGGCGGCAAUUUGUCGAGCUAUCUGGAGGGUAACAAUCUGCUGGAGGAAACGAGCCUGGCGGACUUCCUUCGAGCGCUGACCGCGCUUCACACGCGGGUAGGAACCGUCCCGGACGAAUACGUCGCGAAACCGAAGCGUAAAAUGGGAACGGCCUGUCUGACUCCGCCGAAGCUGCCCAGUCUCUUCACCCUCUUCUCGCAGAACGCGACCGGUUCGGAGUCGGCGGCUCAGAGCCUGCAGAACACUGUUUCGGAUCAGUCGCAGUCGUAUCAAUCGAGCAGAAGAAUGUCUCUUAGAGCGGCUGACAAUAAUUAUUCCGGCACCACCACCCCUACGUCGUAUAUCAGGAGGGAGAGUGUCGCUGUAAAGCCCAGACGAUUCUCUCUCAGACCGGUCGUAAGCACAAUGAAUCCUCUCGCACCGCCUAAUUACGGAUCACCGCGACUAUCGCUGCGAGUCUCCCGGAGGACGGACGAUCGAAACCGCCAGGAGCCUUACGUCUCGAUGGAGCCCUACAUUUCCACGUCGCCGAAGGAACCGCUUGUGAACAUGGAGGGACCACCGGGAAUAUCGUCGCCGAUCAAGCAGUCAACCGGCGGUCGACGUUUUUCCAUAAGACCCGUUCAACUUAGCGGUCAAUCGAGUCCGGCUAGCACCAAGUCCACGCCGACGCCGUUGCACACGCCGAAGCCACUGCCGAAGUGGAAGGCGGGGAUGCUGCAGCGGCAGAUCAGUCAAAUGCAUUUGCGUCGUCGCGCCCGGGCGUUCAGCCUCGGCGACGUUCAUUCCGACAGGCGCGAAAAGAGCACCGCCGCUCCUCUCAGUCCCCUCGCCAUGGACAACUCCAAGAAAUCCGUCGACGUCGGUAGAACGAGCGGCUCAAACCAGAAAACGGUGACCAUCAUGUCGCCGAAAGAGGAGAGGAGGAUGACUCAGGACAAGCAUCAGGAGCAUUCCGCGAUGGGAGACGCAGCUUCAAAUACUCACAAACCAUCGUCUUCCGCAUUCGAACAGAAAUUGAUAGACUUCAACGACGCGUUGAGUAAGAUAGUUCAAAGCGGAAUGCAGGAGACGAAUGUGGACGUGAAGGAACAUCCGCUUAAAACGGAGAAGCGCGACACACAUGUAUGCGUGAUUGACAAUUUGUACGAGGCGCAAACGGCAAAGCCUUCUUCUUCAACGAGCAGCGGCAGUUCCUUUGAAUCGGAAAAAGAGAAGCCCAGUGUGCCGAUAGACUUUUACAAGCCGCAGCUGCAAGUGACAAUUGAGAAGCCGGCGAUCAAUCCUUUCGAGCAAUACAGAGCUAUGACGAGAUCUAAUCGAAAAGACGACGUAGACUUGGAGGAAGUAAGAGUUGACAAGCUUCGCGAGAAGAAAGAUUAAUGCUCAGACUGCUCAGUGCAAAACACUCGAAAAUUAGAGAAAAGUAAUUUGGAUCUAAUUUUUGGCGAUUUACAUGGUAUCAUUACUUUUCUAGCACGCGAAAUUUUGCAUUUUUUCGACAUUGAAUUCAAAUCUGCGGUUAAAACUUCGGAAUUCUGAAUUUUCAGCACACGCGGUAGAAAUUCGAGCGAUAGACUUUUUAUGAAAUCUUUUCAAUUUAAAAAAUUUUUAUUUAAAAAAUGAAGAUAUAAGUAAUUUAAUAAGAAUA
Molecule: messenger RNA, 4818 nt
Organism: Linepithema humile (Argentine ant)
Lineage: Eukaryota; Metazoa; Arthropoda; Insecta; Hymenoptera; Formicidae
Gene: Ork1
Product: open rectifier K[+] channel 1
Biological process (GO): potassium ion transmembrane transport; stabilization of membrane potential
Cellular component (GO): plasma membrane
Molecular function (GO): potassium ion leak channel activity; outward rectifier potassium channel activity
Source: RefSeq, a predicted model, not a curated record